Messenger RNA from Heterostelium album PN500, 1215 nucleotides. RefSeq lists its product as uncharacterized. Lineage: Eukaryota; Evosea; Eumycetozoa; Acytosteliales; Acytosteliaceae. The transcript has a single exon. The record is from RefSeq and is a predicted model, not a curated record. Bases 1 to 1215 code for a protein of 404 amino acids.
AUGAACAAAACCAGCAAUUUCAUUUGUAUUACCGAUUCUCUCGAUCUCUACAAUGCAGUCUAUUCCAAUGUAACCUUACAAUAUUUGAAUUUCAAAGAAGGUCAAUCAACAUACGGAGGUGUGGUUUCGAUCAACAUGACUUUGCCAGCACCAGUCAGCUUGAAUUUAAUUGGAGUUACUGCCAUCAGCAAUUUGGCAGCAUAUGGAGGUGUAGUUGGUAUAGUAGCUGCUUAUACCACCGAUACUGUUAUUACUUUGAAAGAUUCUACCUUUAAACUCAACUAUGCUUCUUAUGGAAGUGCUUUCUACUCGGUCUUUGAUAGCUCGUUGGUCAUUAGCAAUUGUAUCUUUGAAUCGAAUAAUGCCCAGUCUUAUGGAACUAUUUAUACCAUAUACGCCAAUGUAUCAAUGGAUACAGUCAGCUUCAUUACCAAUACUGCCCAAGAUAGUAUUGUCUAUAUCAAAAAGGCUCCUACACUUGUAUAUUUAAAUGCAAUUACAUUUACUGGAAAUUUCCACUAUUCUAAUCAAUACGGUUUAAUUUCCAUCUAUGAUUCAUCAGCAAUCAUUUAUAAUUCCAACUUCAAAUCGAAUCAACAAGGUAGUGCUAUUCAAAUCUCAACUUCACUUGGCUCCUUGGAGAUCCAUAAUUCAACCUUUGACUCGAAUGUAAAUGCCAACAAUGGAGGUGCUUUAUUAAUUAGUGGUGGAGCAUCAGUGAGAAUCUAUGGCUCUGUAUUUACAAAUAAUUUUGCUAUCAACAACGGUGGAGCUAUUUACAACAGCGGUGGAUACACCUUUAUCAUUCAAAAUUGUAAUUUUACUGGAAACUCGGUAACAAACAAUACCAGUGGUGGUGCAGUCUACAUAUAUUCAUUGGGAGGUAAUGCCAGUAUUGAGAAUUCAACCUUUAAUUCCAAUUCAAACUCUCCAAUCUAUUGUAGUGAUAGUACGAUCUAUAUGGAUAAUUUGAAUACCACCUCUCAAGAAAUCCUUACUUGUUCCCAUCCAUAUGAAUGUACACUCACUGGUAAUUCCUCUAUUGGGUUAUGUCAUGACACUUCGAGUCAUGAGGAACCUCAUCACUCCUCUGGUAAUUCAGAUAUUGGAAAAUAUGUUGGUAUUGCUUUUGGUUGUGUAGGUGGUAUAGUUUUGGUUGCAAUUCUAAUUAUAGUUAUUCGUAGAAGAAAUAGAAAUAGAUACCAACAAUUUUAA